GCCCGCUGCCGGUCACGUGGCAGCGGUCACGUGGCGCCCAUCAUGGCGGCCUCCAUGGCGGCGAGCGGCGGCUCCGUGACGCGGCGGCUGUUGCGGGGAGCGGUGCGGGGCCUGAGCGGCGGCGGGGCCGCGGCGGAGGAACCGGAGGCCGCCGUGGUGAACGUCGUUUUCGUGGACCGGACGGGGCGUCACGUCCCGGUGCGGGGCCGCGUCGGGGACAACGUGCUGCAUCUGGCGCAGCGGCACGGGCUGGAGCUGGAGGGCGCCUGCGAGGCCUCCCUGGCCUGUUCCACCUGCCACGUCUACGUCAGCGCCCCCCACCUCGACCGGCUGCCGCCCCCCGACGAGCGGGAAGAUGACCUGCUGGACCAGGCCCCGCAGCUGCAGGAGAAUUCCCGCCUGGGCUGCCAGAUCGUGCUGACGCCGGAGCUGGAGGGGGCCCACUUCGUCCUCCCCAAAGUCACCCGCAAUUUCUACGUGGACGGGCACGUCCCCAAACCCCACUGACGGCGGGGGGGGGACCUCCGGGACCCCCCCCCCCCCAGCGGGAUGAACCCCUCCAAACAGGACAUGCCACCCCCCCCUGCCAAACAAGCAGGAUGCAGCCCCUCGAGGUGGCGGGGACCCCCCCGAGCAGGAGACGCUGUGGGACAGUGACGGUGACACCGCAGGCGGGGGGGUGCAGUCGUGGGUGGGGGGUGACAGUGGGCUCUGCCCCGCCCCCCCGCGCCCCCCCCCGCCCUGGAUUUGGGAUAACAAAUGUUGCGGCUCGUUAAUAAUAAAUCUCAUCUGAGCGGUG
This is a messenger RNA of Phalacrocorax carbo (great cormorant), 799 nucleotides long. The record is from RefSeq and is a predicted model, not a curated record. NCBI's taxonomy places the organism in Eukaryota, Metazoa, Chordata, Aves, Suliformes, Phalacrocoracidae.